Notechis scutatus (mainland tiger snake) is the source of this 486-nucleotide messenger RNA. The record is from RefSeq and is a predicted model, not a curated record. NCBI's taxonomy places the organism in Eukaryota, Metazoa, Chordata, Lepidosauria, Squamata, Elapidae.
GGGGCGAAGAUGGCGGCUCCCAGCGGCGACCCCUUCGCCUUCUGCCUGGAGGCGCCCCCCGGCCAAGCCCGCCGCGCCCUGGAGCUGCGCCUGACCGGCAGCGCCAAGGGCAAAGGGCUUUUUGCCAUCCAGAACAUCAGGAAAGGGGACACGAUUUUCGUGGAAAAACCUGUGGUGUCAGCUCAGUUUCUUUGGAAUGCUUUGUAUAAAUACAGAGCCUGUGACCACUGCUUACGCGCCCUAGAAACUGCUGAGGAAAAUGCUCAGAGGCUGCUAGGAAAAUUCCAGCUCCUUCCUCACCCGGAGAAAUGCAGCAUUCGAAAAGAGCUCCAUCAGUGCUGUCCCAGCUGCCAGGUGGCCUACUGCAGCCCUGAGUGCCGCCAGGCCGCGUGGAAUCAGUACCAUCAGGUUCUGUGCCUGGGACCCUCCAAGCAAGACCCCGGUCAUCCUCUCAACAAACUGCAGGAAGCUUGGAGGUAAGGUGUG